AUGACUUUAUUCGUCAAAUACAAGGGGAAAAGCUUAUCACCGUCGCCAAACUCUCCACCAGUCACCGUUACACCAUUGCCGCCGCCAGCACCUAACUCUAGUCCACCUUCUACUUCAUCCCCACCGCCUCAAUCGCCUCCUCCUACACCAACCACCCAAUCCCCACCCCCUUCAACGUCAUCCCCUCCUCCAUCAUCACCACCGCCGACAUCACCUCCUCCGCCAGUUAUUUCCCCACCUCCAUCAACACCGCCGCCCAUGUCUUCUCCUCCCCCUGUUUCAACUAGUCCACCGACCAAUCCUCCACCGCCAUCCUCACCUACUCCACCGACCAAUUCUUCACCACCACCUGCCUCUCCUCCACCAACCAAUACUCCACCUCCGGCAGCCUCUCCUCCACCUCCAGCAACUUCUCCUCCUCCACCAACCAAUACUCCACCUCCGGCAGCCUCUCCUCCACCUCCAGCAACCUCUCCUCCACCAACCAAUCCUCCACCUUCAACACCCUCUCCUCCACCAACCAAUCCUCCACCUUCAACAACCUCUCCUCCACCUCCAGCAACCUCUCCUCCACCGACCAAUCCACCACCUUCAACAACCUCUCCUCCACCAACCAGGUCUCCACCUCCAUCAUCACCUAGUCCCCCGUCUAGGUCACCACCACCACCACCACGUACACCUUCCACUAGAUCCCCACCCUCACCCUCACCCCCACCACCAACUAAUCCAUCUUCUACUCCACCAUCAAGGUCACCUCCACCACCACCACAAUCCUCAUCCCCACCUCCAACAACUACACGUCCUCCACCACGUACUCCCCCAUCCUCUGAACCUCCUACAAAUUCACCACCGCCACCACCAGUAACAACCCCCCGUCCUGCCACCCCCUCACCACCGCCACUAAUCUCAGCCUCCCCUCCUCCUUCACCACCAUCACCUUCAACAAUCCUCCCCUCUCCUCCAGGAACCCCAAGCAACAACGAUUCAAGUCCCAACACCCCAUCCAACAACGGAGGCAUUGGCACCGGGGGUAUAAUUGGUAUUUCAGCAGUUCUAGCCCUUGUCCUCCUCACAGUCAUCAUAACAGUCUCAUGCUGUAUUAUCAAACGAAAGAAAAAAAUUUCCAGACACAAUGAACUCUACAAUCUCCCAACCUCAAUGACCAAUUCACCUAAGUCAGAUUCCGGUCUAUUAAAGAUCCAAACAUCAGAAAACGAAAACCAAUUCAUAUACACUCCACCAGACACAGGGUCAGGUGGAUUUGGUUAUGUAUACAAAGGAUGCUUGGAUGAUGGGACUGAAGUAGCAGUUAAGGAGUUAAAAAUUGGAGGUGGACAAGGGGAACGUGAGUUCACUGCUGAGGUGGAAAUUAUUGGUAGAAUACAUCAUCGUUAUUUAGUCUCACUUGUUGGAUAUUGUGUCUCUGAAAACAACAGAUUGCUUGUUUACGAAUAUGUCCCUAACAACACACUUUACUUCCAUCUUCAUGGGUCAGAGGUGGUUUUAGAUUGGUCAACUCGUGUAAAGGUUGCAUCUGGUGCAGCAAGGGGUAUUGCUUAUCUCCAUGAAGAUUGUCAUCCACGAAUUAUUCAUCGAGACAUCAAAUCAUCAAAUAUUCUACUAGAUAAAAACUUCGAAGCUAGGGUUUCUGAUUUUGGGCUAGCGAAAUUAGCUGCAGAUUUAGGUACUCAUAUAACAACACGCGUUAUGGGAACUUUCGGAUACAUGGCGCCUGAAUAUGCAUCAAGUGGGAAAUUAACUGAGAAAUCUGACGUGUAUUCUUUUGGGGUUGUUCUCUUGGAGCUAAUUACUGGGCGAAAACCUGUAGAUGCAUCUCAACCUUUAGGAGACGAAAGUCUCGUUGAGUGGGCUCGACCUUUGCUUAGUCAUGCACUUGAAACUGAAGACUUCGAAGUAUUAGUAGACCCAAAGCUUGGAACAAACUAUGUUGCAAAAGAGAUGUUUCACAUGAUUGAAGCUGCAGCUGCAUGUGUACGACACUCUGCUGCAAAAAGACCUCGCAUGGGACAAAUUGUGAGAGCAUUCGAGAGCAUGGAAACUGAAGAUCUAAGCAACGGAAUGCGAGUUGGAGAAAGUGAAAUAUUUAACUCUGCACAACAAUCCGCAGAGAUUAGACUUUUUAACAGAAUGGCAUUUGGAAGUCAAAAUUACAGCACAGAUUUUUUUACUCAAGGUAGCGUUGGCCCUAAUGGUAACGACAGGUAAAAAGUAAAAACCGAGAUUUUUUUUUUUUUUACUUUUCAAUUUUCACCAUCCAUGGGUUCGACCCCACGUGCCUGAGAUCCUAUUGGUUCAUUCGGGUUCUGUAUGUAGGCUCCAUAGUCAGAUAGUGUAUAGUAUGCUUAUUUAUUUCUUUUUAAAGCUGCACAUUCUCGAGUCCUGUAAGUAACACGUGUAGGGUUACUUUACCCUGAUCCCAUUCUUUUGGUUAAUUUAUUAUAAGUGCAGUUUUUUUUUUUUUU
Lactuca virosa is the source of this 2483-nucleotide messenger RNA. NCBI's taxonomy places the organism in Eukaryota, Viridiplantae, Streptophyta, Magnoliopsida, Asterales, Asteraceae. The record is from the annotation of a GenBank genome assembly.